GCCUCAUCUGCGUUGUAAACACUUGAGCCACAUCGCCUCGUCGGCGCACUCUCGGCAACAUUAUUUCCAGAGCCCCGAAAGCGAUUCGUGGUCGCCCGAUGUCAGGCGACAGCGAUAAUAGAUCGAGCAGGCAGCGGCGGUCGGAUUUACCGAUAAGAUUACUGGCAGUGGACAAGACUGCCUCCUAAUCCCUGUGUGAAAGGGACGGGCAGUGCACCGGCUGGAGCUGACUUUCUGCACGCACAAAAACAAUCUGGGAUGGCAGAGGCUCCCAUGUCAUGUGAUUGCUUUGUUUCCUUGCCCCCUGGCUCCCGCGAUGACCAUGUGAUUUUUGGGAAGAACUCGGACCGUCCCCGGGAUGAGGUGCAGGAGGUGGCCCACUACCCCGCAGCAUCCCACCCUCCAGGCUCUACGCUGGAGUGCACAUACAUCCAGAUCCCUCAGGUGGAGCAGACUCAUGCUGUUGUCCUCAGCAAACCUGCUUGGAUGUGGGGCGCAGAAAUGGGAGCCAAUGACCAGGGAGUCUGUGUCGGGAACGAGGCGGUCUGGACCCGAGAGCCCGUCGUCCCCGGAGAGGCUCUGCUGGGUAUGGACCUGGUCCGCAUUACUUUUGAUCAUCAGACUGGGGCUGGAGCGUGGGGACAGUGCCUGGGCGGCACUGACCGUGAUCACCGCUCUGCUGGAGCAGCAUGGCCAGGGGGGGCAGUGUAAGGAGGACCCGGUGCCCUUCAGCUACCACAACACCUUCCUUCUGGUGGACCGCAACGAGGCCUGGGUCUUGGAAACUGCUGGGAAGCUGUGGGUGGCACAGAAGGUCACGGAGGGAGUGAAGAACAUCUCUAACCAGCUGACCGUUGGCGCUGAGAUCUCGGCAGAGCACCCAGAGCUGCGGAGCGUGGCCCAGGCUCAGGGCUGGUGGGACGGCGAGAGAGAGUUCAACUUCUCUCAGGUGUUCAGUCCUGAGAACCCACCUGCUCGGAUGGAGCUGGCCAAGCAGCGUUACAAGGGAGGCACAGAGCUGCUCCAGCAACAUGAUGGCUCAGUGACGGCAGAGGUGAUGAUGUCCAUUCUGAGGGACAAGCCCAGUGGCAUCUGCAUGGAUUCUGGAGGCUUCUGCACCACGGGCAGCAUGGUGUCUGUUCUGCCCAGAGACACGAGCCUGCCCUGCAUCCACUUCUUCACUGCCACUCCAGACCCCUCCAGGUCUAUAUUCAAGCCUUUUAUCUUCUCGGACUGUUCCACUCGAGUGCUGAGGGUGGUCUCCCCACAGUUCGGCCCAGACGACCCUGUCCGGAAGCAGCCUCGCUUUCAGAGCCAGGUGGACCGCAGACACGACCUGUACAAGGCUCACCAGGUGGCGCUCAACGCCAUGGAGACCAACCCGGAUGAGGGCUCCGUUGUCCAUGAGAUUCUGAGGGACCUGGAGUCGCAGUGUCUGAGUGAAAUUUCAGCCAUGCUCAGUGGAGAAAUACCAGGAGACGAACUGGGCGACUUGUUUUUUGAUUGCGUGGACACAGAGAUUAAGUUCUACCAUUGAGGAGUGCCCCCAGGUGGACAUCCCUAGUGCUCGCUGAGUGGCAGGCGAAGGCCCUGGGACUGUCAAAAUGACUUUGUUCCUCGUCGUUGAUAAGCCUCCGCCUCACGCACACAACACACAUGCCUGACACCAUUCCAUCAUUAACACAGACUAAAUGUCUCAACUUCACAUGUGAUUGGAGCAUAAUCAUCAUCUGUAUCACCCAGGGAGCAAUGACUGCGCCUCAUUAGUGAGUAUAAUGAUGUAGAUUACACAGGCGCCUAUGUAGAGCUGUGUGACGUUGCACAAAUACCGAAAAUAUGGAAUUUGUUUAACAUUCUGUUUGUCGUCGCAAACGAUUGGAUUGUCACAUGUUUGAUGGCAUCCUGUAGGGAACGAUCUAAUAAAGAAUGUGCAUAGUC
Molecule: messenger RNA, 1938 nt
Organism: Scophthalmus maximus (turbot)
Lineage: Eukaryota; Metazoa; Chordata; Actinopteri; Pleuronectiformes; Scophthalmidae
Gene: scrn2
Product: secernin 2
Exons: 9
Coding region: 359-1537 (392 amino acids)
Biological process (GO): proteolysis
Molecular function (GO): cysteine-type exopeptidase activity; dipeptidase activity
Source: RefSeq, a predicted model, not a curated record